AUCCUACCAAACCUAGGGGUUCAUUUUAUAUGCGAUGAAAUCGAACAAGAGAAAUUCUGAGACGCAGACUUUUACGCCCUGUGCUGGAUUUUCACAGCCGCGUAAAAAUCAUUUUAUUUGCUGAUCGUGGCUCUUUCCAAGAUCUAAUAGACGAUCUUUUGCAGUUUAUUCAAGUGCACAUUCAUUUUCCAUCUGUCUACAUUACGCAGUUACUUUGACAGGUUUAAGUCUUUUAGAGGCUCACUCAAGUUAUCUACGGGAUGGACUUGGAAGGCAAAGCAGUUGGUUUAUUUAUGGUCUUUUUUAGUUUCUCCGUAUUUGCCUACUACACAUUCUGGGUGAUCAUUUUGCCUUUUGUGGACAGAGAUCACUUUGCCCAUAACUAUUUCCUACCUAGGGAAUACGCAAUUAUAAUACCUACAUUUGCUGGGGUUGCCCUUCUUAGCUUCUUGUUGGUUUUUGUUGGGUUUACAUUGCUAAAAGCAAAACAAAAAGCUUCAUAACGUAUGCUUGGAUUUUUGUAACAGCCAUUUUAAUUUGUAAAUUGUCACUAUCAAGUUUCUUCUUGUAAGCUUUGAAAAUAAAUCUUGAGCUAUUACAUAUUUAUAUUAAAAUAAUAUUGACUUUUAAAUGUGUUA
Molecule: messenger RNA, 638 nt
Organism: Cryptomeria japonica (Japanese cedar)
Lineage: Eukaryota; Viridiplantae; Streptophyta; Pinopsida; Cupressales; Cupressaceae
Product: dolichol-phosphate mannose synthase subunit 2
Exons: 4
Coding region: 261-503 (80 amino acids)
Biological process (GO): GPI anchor biosynthetic process
Cellular component (GO): endoplasmic reticulum membrane; dolichol-phosphate-mannose synthase complex
Molecular function (GO): enzyme regulator activity
Source: RefSeq, a predicted model, not a curated record